GCACUGUUGCUUGCGUUCACAAAAUCAUUGAUAAAUCCAGUUUAUUCGCUCCUGCGUGAUAACCUUUUAACCAUGCGCCGAAACAGGUUUAUUUAAUUGGUUUUGCCGAUUCCGUUGAUCGCCUAAGGAUUUUAAAAAAAGCUACACAAAUCUUUGUUUUUACAAAGUCGUUUGCACAGCGUUGGAUGAUCAUACUCUUCUGAUCAUAAUUUGAUUUUACUGGAGUAGGCUACAACCCGCAUGUGAAGGCAUGAAUAUGAAUCGUUCAGAAAUUUAUUUAAAAUUCGGACACCUGUUUUCAAAGAAUUUCUCUUUUUGGAGCCAUCAUAGAAACCAGAGUCAUAAUUUUCGGGAGGCGAUCCCUUUCACGGAUGACGUUCUGUUUGCAGGACAUGAGCCAGCAACAAUCGCACUCGUAGUGAUGUACACUUUGUCAUUCACCAUCGGACUGGGGGGCAACAUUAUGGCACUGGCAGUCCUCACCAGGAGAAGAAAUCGCCUUGCUUCCGUCUCAGCGACCAGAAGACUGUUGAUUAAUCUAGCUGUUUGUGACAUGAUGGUGGUGUGCGUUUGCAUGCCUGUUAAUAUUGGUCAUCAGGUAUAUAACGCCUGGGUUUUCGGUGACUUUUUGUGCCGUGCAGUCCCCUUUGUUCAAGCUGUGUCAGUGUCGGCGAGCGUUCUGAGCCUUGCCGUGAUCAGUCUUAACAGAUACUAUAGUGUUCACAAACCCCUGCAUGCCAGGUCAUUUUUCACGAAUAGAAAAAUUAUUUGCAUGAUUUGUGUGGUAUGGACCCUGUCCUCGGGACUGUGUUUGCCACUGGUCUUCAUGAACAGGACAAAGACACUGGUGUUGAUGGAUGGCAAGCAUGCCAUCACAGUGUGCAUGGAGAGCUGGCCCAAAGUCAAACUACGUCAGGGGUAUAACUUUUUAUUGUUCUGUGCCUUAUACGGAUUCCCUGUUUUAUUCAAUCUUGUAAUCUGUUUUAUGACUGGGCGAAAAUUGUGGUGUACAGGUGACACAUUCAAAGAGUGCAACAAGUGUAAUUUGGUGCAGUCGGUCUCUCGGCAAAAAGUGCGGAAAAAAAUUGCCAAGAUGGUCGUCGCACUAGUUUUACUAUUCACUUUGUCCUGGCUGCCGCUAUACGUAGUUGACAUCUGGAUCGACUUCAACAUGCCAAAUGCUUUAGGAGGAGAUGAGGAACUGGACGAUGUGAAGCACCAAUGGAUCCUGCAAGGGAGACCUUUUGCACAGUGGCUGGGUUUGACAAACUCGGCUCUUAAUCCCCUCUGUUACUGCUUUGUGGGGAACCUGUAUAGGUCUGCGCAAAAAUUUAGAAAAAGCUACAGAGCCAAACUCUCCUCAGUCUUCAGCUUACAUCUAUCGCAAUCUUCAACCAGCACAACUUCUGUGCCUACGCUUUUAUCUUACAGUCGCCCUAGCUCGGAAAAAUGUGGGGCGGAGAUGCGCGCAUGGCGAACCUGUGCAGGUUUCACUGCCAAUUCGGCGAUAAGCAAAAGCGUGUCUUCUGUGACUGUGUGUGAAACUGUAUUUGACUAACACCAUUUGGACACGUGGACCUGAUUCAAUUUGGUAAACUUUGGAUCGAAUUGAAAAGUCAUAUCUUAAAUGCAUACAUUAAUCAUUGAAUUAUGAACUGUUGUGGUUUAUUUGUUGCUGAUUGUAAAGACUGAUAGCGCACAACUCCUAAAUACACUUCUACAUUGUUAUGGUUAUGGCCAUUGUGUAGCGUGCUGUUCAUCGUUGA
Messenger RNA from Conger conger (European conger), 1766 nucleotides. RefSeq names its product gastrin/cholecystokinin type B receptor. The coding region runs from base 251 to 1558 and encodes 435 amino acids. Gene Ontology annotation, molecular function: peptide binding; G protein-coupled peptide receptor activity. NCBI's taxonomy places the organism in Eukaryota, Metazoa, Chordata, Actinopteri, Anguilliformes, Congridae. The transcript has a single exon. Gene Ontology annotation, biological process: neuropeptide signaling pathway. The record is from RefSeq and is a predicted model, not a curated record. Gene Ontology annotation, cellular component: membrane.